This is a messenger RNA of Cicer arietinum (chickpea), 935 nucleotides long. RefSeq names its product early nodulin-like protein 9. Gene Ontology annotation, molecular function: electron transfer activity. The record is from RefSeq and is a predicted model, not a curated record. NCBI's taxonomy places the organism in Eukaryota, Viridiplantae, Streptophyta, Magnoliopsida, Fabales, Fabaceae. Gene Ontology annotation, cellular component: plasma membrane.
ACAAAUACUCCAAUGAUGGCUCAAUUAUUGUCAUACCCUCUAGCUUCAACAUUUCUAGCAUUUCUAGCUACAAUUAAUCUUCUUUCAAUGGCCACCUUCAUUUUAAGGUCUAAUAAACUAGUCCAUGCAUUGAGCUUGUUUUGUCUCAUGCUAAUGAUUCAAAAGGGUGAUGCCUAUGAUUUCAUAGUUGGAGGCCAAAAGGGUUGGAGUGUUCCAAGUGAUUCCAAUAUCAAUCCUUUCAAUCAAUGGGCUGAAAAGAGCCGUUUUCAAAUAGGAGACUCCCUAGUGUUCAACUACCAAUCUGGCCAAGACUCAGUGCUUUAUGUAAAGAGUGAAGACUAUGCAAGUUGCAACACUGCUUCACCUUAUGCAAAAUUCUCUGAUGGUCACACACUCAUCAAACUCAACCAAUCAGGACCUCAUUUCUUCAUCAGUGGAAACAAAGACAACUGUCUCAAAAAUGAGAAGGUAACAGUGAUUGUGCUGUCUGACAGGAGCAACAGCAGCAGCAACAACAGCAGCAACAACAACAACUCAUCAAACAAUGCUUCUCCACCUUCACCACAAUCAUCAUCAUCAUCACCUCCUUCACCAGCACCUGCUAACCAAGAUGGUCAAUCUCCACCUCCAGACACAAACCAAACACCAUCUCCUACUACUAGUGAUAAAGGACACCCUCCUCGAAAUGGUGCUGCUUCAUUCUGUGUUAGCUUAGCUGGUUCUGUUGGAACAUUCAUGGCUUCAGUUUUAAUUUUAUCUAAGUAUAUAUGAGUGGUUGGGUAUUUUUUAUUUUUUUAUUACAUUUUUUUUAUUCUGAUCUUUGUUUCCUAUAUUUUGAGUUCAGUACUAUGAACUAAGUGUUUGGUUCAAUGUUGGAUGUUGUUUGAUAUUUGUUUGUGAAGAUUGAAAAAUAAACUGACAAUAAUUUAUAUAUA